AUGAAAGGCAGAAACGAGCAGAGCAUGUGUAGUCCUUUGGUGGAGGUGUGUGAGGAUGCAUCUGUUUUGCACCUGCGUCCUGUCCUUCUCUCUGCUGAUGAUGUCCCCCCUGGGAUCAGAGGAGCCAGCCUAAAGAGGAUCUGCCAAAAGUAUGCAGACAAACUGCGCUACGCCACGUUCUAUGACAGCAGUCGCCACCUCCCUCUCUACUCAGCCUAUGUCUUUAAGAAGUCUGAUGGAAAAAGGAGGAUGGACACACCCUGGAUGUAUGAGCCUCAGUUGGUUUCUGAUGAUGAGAAUGGCAACAUGAAAGCACUUCCCCUUACUGAAGUUACUCCCCCUCUGAUUGAGGACAGCCAGGCUGUGCUGGAGGACUAUACCGAUGCAGUAGAGUACAAACGUGGCUCACUGAAUCCUGACUUGCACCAAGCAGAGCCAGAUGACAAAUCCUCAACCUAUACCCUGACCAACGUAGUGCCAUUAAUUACAGAGUUUUUGGAUACUUCAUGGAACCCAUACUUGGACAUGAUCCGCCGACGCCUCAACAAUUUCUGCCAUGGACAGAAAAGAGGAAAAGGGUCUUUUGCCCUAGCCACCUGGAGCAGCCAACAAAAGAAACUCAACCUACACAGAAACCAUUGA
This is a messenger RNA of Monopterus albus (swamp eel), 642 nucleotides long. RefSeq names its product endonuclease domain-containing 1 protein-like. The coding region runs from base 1 to 642 and encodes 213 amino acids. The record is from RefSeq and is a predicted model, not a curated record. Lineage: Eukaryota; Metazoa; Chordata; Actinopteri; Synbranchiformes; Synbranchidae. The transcript has 6 exons. Gene Ontology annotation, molecular function: nucleic acid binding; metal ion binding; hydrolase activity.